Dryobates pubescens (Downy woodpecker) is the source of this 1040-nucleotide messenger RNA. RefSeq names its product exosome component 7 (gene EXOSC7). The record is from RefSeq and is a predicted model, not a curated record. Gene Ontology annotation, biological process: U5 snRNA 3'-end processing; TRAMP-dependent tRNA surveillance pathway; nuclear polyadenylation-dependent rRNA catabolic process. Bases 38 to 913 code for a protein of 291 amino acids. Lineage: Eukaryota; Metazoa; Chordata; Aves; Piciformes; Picidae. Gene Ontology annotation, cellular component: cytoplasmic exosome (RNase complex); nuclear exosome (RNase complex). The transcript is spliced from 8 exons.
CGGAAGAGCGCGGGAAGCGCGGUGCCUUCCUGUGGCUAUGGCGUCUGUGGUGCUGAGCGAGGCGGAGAAGGUUUACAUCGUGCAUGGCGUCCAGGAGGACCUUCGUGUGGAUGGUCGUGGCUGUGAAGACUACAGAUGUGCAGAAGUAGAAACAGAUGUUGUGUCAAACACAAGUGGAUCUGCGAGAGUAAGGCUGGGACACACUGAUAUCUUGGUGGGUGUAAAAGCUGAAAUGGGAACGCCCAAGUUAGAGAAACCAGAUGAAGGUUACCUGGAAUUCUUUGUUGACUGUUCUGCAAAUGCUACUCCUGAAUUUGAAGGCCGAGGAGGAGAAGAACUUGGCUCAGAGAUAGCAAAUACACUCAACAGAGUAUUCAGCAGCGAGAGCACUGUAGACUUGAAAUCCCUUUGUAUUAAUCCCAGGGAGCACUGCUGGGUUCUCUAUGUUGAUGUGCUGUUACUGGAGUGCGGUGGGAACCUCUUUGAUGCAAUCUCGAUCGCAGUGAAGGCAGCUCUCUUUAACACAAGGAUCCCCAAAGUGCGUGUCCUGGAGGACGAAGAGGGCUCCAAAGAGAUCGAGCUGUCCGACGACCCUUACGAUUGCAUGCGACUCAGUGUGGACAAUGUGCCCUGCAUUGUCACCCUCAACAAGAUUGGGUAUAGGCAUGUGGUGGAUGCCACUCUUCAGGAAGAAGCCUGUUCACUGGCCAGCCUGCUGAUUUCUGUCACCAGCAAAGGAACCCUGACUUCUAUGAAGAAAAUGGGGAAGGGCAGCCUGGAUCCUGAGAGCAUUUUUGAAAUGAUGGAGACAGGAAAGAGAGUAGGCAAGUCACUGCACAUAGCCCUGCAGAAGAUUCUGGAUGAAGAAGAGAGUUUGGGGACCGCAAGGCAGAAGGUUGGAUUUCUAGGCUGAGAUUGUAUUAAAUGUUCCAAACUGUUUUUUAUUGGUUGUGCAAUCUGGUCUGUUUGUAUAUAGAAAACCUUUGUCAUUCCAGUACCUUUAUCCUGCCUGAGAGGCUUUUAGAAUCUUCCUAAGCACA